This is a messenger RNA of Labeo rohita (rohu), 1590 nucleotides long. It is a transcript of the gene ucp1, whose product is annotated as uncoupling protein 1. Gene Ontology annotation, cellular component: mitochondrial membrane. The coding region runs from base 152 to 1081 and encodes 309 amino acids. Lineage: Eukaryota; Metazoa; Chordata; Actinopteri; Cypriniformes; Cyprinidae. The transcript has 7 exons. Gene Ontology annotation, biological process: mitochondrial transmembrane transport; response to cold; adaptive thermogenesis. Gene Ontology annotation, molecular function: oxidative phosphorylation uncoupler activity. The record is from RefSeq and is a predicted model, not a curated record.
UUCCCAGAGAAACACCUCCCUGAGCGGAGGAGGAAGAGCCCUCUUGGAUAACUAUAUAUAAAGAAAGACAGCUUGUGUCCUCGUCCCUGCAAAGCUCCAGUUGUCGUCCUGUCACUCCAUCAGACAGAGGAACUCAAUCACAGCAGUCACCAUGGUGGGUCUUAAGCCGUCUGAUAUUCCCCCUCCUCUGGGCGUGAAGGUUCUCAGCGCAGGAACGGCCGCCUGCAUCGCUGAUUUAGUCACCUUUCCUCUGGACACCGCAAAAGUGCGGCUACAGAUCCAAGGAGAGAAAGCAGCAACAGGCGCAGCUAAAGGCAUCCGGUACAGAGGAGUGUUUGGGACCAUCAGCACAAUGGUGAGAACGGAGGGGCCGCGCUCUCUCUACAACGGACUAGUCGCUGGUCUCCAAAGACAGAUGGCUUUCGCUUCCAUACGAAUCGGCCUCUACGACAACGUCAAGAGCUUCUACACACGGGGCAAAGACAACCCCAAUGUAGGUAUAAGGAUCCUGGCGGGCUGCACCACGGGAGCGAUGGCCGUGUCCGUGGCUCAGCCCACAGAUGUGGUGAAGGUGCGUUUCCAGGCUCAGAUGAACCUACGGGGUGUGGGCAGACGCUACAACGGCACCAUGCAGGCCUACAGACAGAUCUUCCAGCUCGAGGGGCUCCGAGGAUUGUGGAAAGGAACACUUCCCAACAUCACGAGGAACGCUCUUGUUAACUGCACUGAACUGGUGUCCUACGAUCUCAUCAAAGAAGCCAUUCUCAAACAUAAACUCAUGUCAGACAAUCUUCCGUGUCAUUUCGUGUCUGCGUUUGGAGCGGGUUUCAUCACGACGGUGAUCGCGUCUCCGGUGGAUGUGGUGAAGACGCGCUACAUGAACUCUCCUCCCGGUCAGUACCGCAGCUCACUCAACUGCGCCUGGACCAUGAUGACCAAAGAGGGUCCGACCGCCUUCUACAAAGGUUUCGUUCCGUCUUUCCUAAGACUGGGCUCCUGGAACGUGGUGAUGUUCGUGUCAUUUGAGCAGCUCAAGCGGGCCAUGAUGGUGUCCAGAAGCAGAAUCGAGGCCGCCGCGUAAAUCUUCCCCUCAAACUGAAAUCGUUUCAAACGCACGGACUCACACGAGCGGCUGUUUCUAACUCCUCUGACAGGACGAUGACGAGAACCGGAGCGCAGGCGCGACUACCACUUUCACACUUCCGCUUCGGAAGUCAAACAGGCAACGGGAUGCAUUAGUGAGAAUCUGACAGAAACGUAACAACCACAUCACGACUGUCAUCCUUACUCUUCAGGGUAAACCACUAUUAAAACCGCUGCUCAGUACAACCACUGAAUCCCCUGAUAUCCCUCUGUAUCCCCUUGAUAUGUUAAUGUACAUAAUGUUUAUGUAAUAUUUAUGUUUCCUCAUUUUUAUAAGCAAUUUGUGCUUUUUUUAAAGCAGCUAUUUACCUUAAUGUCUAUUUAACCCUAAAUGUCCAACAAAUAACUCUGGAAUGACCUGAAAUGUGAGAUCAUACCUGGAAACCUAUAAACACAUAAAGAUAAGCAUGUACAGCAUGCUUCAAUAAAACACCUUUUACAACUUUC